AUGGUUGGGGUCGGGAGAAGAUUGCUUCCCAGGAGAGGGGCUGUUGGUCCUGGAAGAAGGGAGACAAGGGAGCCGAGAUGCUGGACAAGAGACAGCGACGGAGGGAGAGAAGGCUCAGAAGGAGAGUGCCGUGAAGAAGCUCGCUUCUUCUUGAUAGAGGGCCGAGGGGUCACAGACAAUGUGCCGCGGUUUUCCUCACUGCCGCCCUUCCUGCCUGUGAGCUACCACAUCCUGGGAGCAGAGACGUCCUUCUUCCUGAAGGAGGCCAACCAGGACGUCAUGCGCAACGCCAGCCUGCACACCAGGGUUGAGUCCUUCUUCACAUACAAGGCCAAGAGGCCCCCAGUGCUCAAUGCCAGCUACGGGCCCUUCUCCGUGCAGAAGGUCGUGCCUCUGGAACUGAUGGUCACUUCGAACUUUCUCGGUCCAACCAGUAAGUUCGGUCUCAACUGGAAGCUGAAGGCGCACAUCGUGCGGGACAAGGUGUACCUGAGCCGGCCCAAGGUGCAGGGCAACGCCAUCCGGCCGGGCAAGGACGGGCUGGACGAGGCCGUGCCCCACUUGCAAAGGAUCGGCGCUGUCAGCCUCUAUCGGACCCAGGACACGGCCCAGCUCAGUGAGCUGCGUUUGGACAGCAACGUGGCCGUCUGGCUGCCCUCCCAGCCAGUCAAACAAGGAGACGUGGUCACUGCCUAUGUCACCGUCGCCAGCAAUUCCACCGUGGACCUCUUCAUCCUGAGAGCCAAGGUGAAGAAGGGGGUGAAUAUCUUGGGCACCCAGACCAGCGAGCCCCGGCAGUGGGACGUGAAGCAGGAGAUGGGGAACGGCGGGAAACACGCCACCACCACCGUGCUGUGCCAGCGCCUGGGAUCCAGUGCACGCAACAGAAGCAGCAGCUUGUUCAGCGAGGUCGUGCAGAUGAACUUCGAAAUUGCCAGCUUCAGCAGCCUGUCGGGGACGCAGCCCAUCGCCUGGCAGGUCGAGUACCCGCGGAGGGUGACCACAGACCCCGCCGUGUCCGAGAUCUUCAUCAGCCAGAAGGACCUGGCUGGCAUCGUGCCCCUAGCCACGGACACUGAAAUUCUGAACACCGCCAUUCUCACAGGAAAGACGGUAGCCCUGCCCAUCAGGGUGGUCUCUGUGGAGGAGAACAGCGCCGUGAUGGAUAUCUCGGAGUCGGUGGAGUGCAAGUCCACAGAUGAAGAUGUCAUCAAGGUUUCUGACCGCUGUGACUAUGUCUUUGUCAAUGGCAAAGAGAUGAAGGGCAAGGUGGAUGCAGUGGUGAACUUCACCUACCAGCACCUGAGUGCCUCCCUGCACAUCACCGUGUGGGUGCCCCGGCUGCCCCUGCAGAUUGAGGUCUCUGACACAGAGCUGAGCCAGAUCAAAGGCUGGAGGGUCCCCAUUGUGGCCAGUAAGAGGCCCACGCGAGAGAGCGAGGACGAGGAUGAGGAGGAGCGGCGUGGCCGCGGCUGUGCCCUGCAGUACCAGCACGCCACCGUGCGCGUCCUCACCCAGUUCGUGGCCGAGGGCGCCGGCCCGUGGGGCCAGCUCAGCCACCUGCUCGGCCCCGACUGGCAGGUCGACGUCACCCACCUGGUUGCAGACUUCAUGAAGCUGGAGGAACCCCACGUGGCCACCCUCCAGGACAGCAGGGUCCUGGUCGGGCGGGAGGUCGGCAUGACCACUAUCCAGGUGUUGUCCCCACUGUCCGACUCCAUCCUGGCAGAGAAGACGGUAACCGUGUUAGAUGACAAGGUAGCGGUGACGGACCUGGCCAUCCAGCUGGUGGCUGGGCUGUCUGUCACCCUCCAUCCCAGCACGGAGAACAGCAAGGCCAUCACCGCGGUGGCCACAGCUGAGGAGCUGCUGCGGACCCCCAAACAGGAAGCGGUGGUCAGCACUUGGCUUCAGCUCAGCGAUGGCUCAGUGACGCCCCUGGACAUCUACGACACCAAGGACUUCACCCUGACGGCCACCUCCCUGGACGAGGCCGUUGUGUCCAUCCCCCAGGCCCGCUCUCCCCGGUGGCCGGUGGUGACGGCCGAAGGGGAAGGCCAGGGGCCACUGGUCCAAGUGGACAUGACCAUCGCGGAGGCCUGCCAAAAGUCCAAACGCAAGAGCGUCCUGGCCGUGGGCGUGGGCAGCGUCAGGGUCAAGUUUGGCCAGAACGACGCUGACUCCAGCCCCGGCGGCGGCGGGGACGGCGACGAGGCCGAGAUCAAGAACCACGCCAGCGACCGCCGGCAGAAGGGCCAGGAGCCCGAGGGGCCCUUCCACGGCGGUUCCUCCGCGGAGCGCGAGGAAGGGGCCCUCCGGAGAGGCGGCACCACGGCCAGGCCGCUGCUGGACAACCGGGUGGUGAAGAGCAGCCGGCCGGACGCGGGCAGGCCGUCCGGGGAGAGCCAGCUGCAGAACAUCCCCCUGGACUUCACCAACUUCCCGGCCCAGGUGGACCUGCCCCGGGCGGGGGGCGGGCUGGGGGCCAGCGACCUGGUGCAGACGCCCCGGGGCCUGAGCGACCUAGAGAUCGGCAUGUACGCGCUGCUGGGCGUCUUCUGCUUGGCCAUCCUCGUCUUCCUCAUCAACUGCGCCACCUUCGCCCUCAAGUACCGGCACAAGCAGGUGCCCCUGGAAGGCCAGGCCUCCGUGACCCACUCGCACGACUGGGUGUGGCUGGGCAACGAGGCCGAGCUCCUGGAGCACGCGGGCGAGGGCUCGCCACCGCAGGACGAGCACACGACCGUCCUGGACCACGCGCCCAGCGGCAGCGAGGAGAGCAGCCGUCUGCUGCUCAACGGCGGCGCCCGGCAGCACGUGCAGGGCCAGGUGCACCGGCCGGACUCGGCGGCCAGGCCGGCCAGGGACCCGAAGCUCGAGCCCCUGCACUCGCCCACCUCCAAGAGGAAGACGGUGAAGUUCACCACCUUCACCACCAUCCCGCCGGACGACGGCCGCCCCACCGUGAACUCCAUCCUGGGCCGCGGUGGCGAGGACAUCAAGUGGGUGUGCCAGGACGUGGCCGCGGGCGCCCCCGAGGAGCUCAGAAACUACCUGGAGAAAUUCCAGGACCAGGCGUAGGUCCCCGGGGCACCCCACGCCUCACUCGGUUCCAGAGCGGGUCUGAGCCGGUGUCUCUUGCAGCGAGGGAUUGUGGUAGCCGGGGACGGCAGAGUCCCCAGAGUCAGCGGAGCAAACUGGGCGGGUGUCCGACCGAGACGCCGGCUGCACACGAGGCCACCUUCGGAAGGUGAUUUUAUGAGUCAAAAUAGAACACAGACAAGCUACCAAAAAUUAUUUGUUAAAAAAUGCAAAAAGACAAAAAGACAGAAGUGACCAUCUCUUUAUAUUUCUAAGAAAGGAGCAAAACCUACAGUGAAGGCCUGCUGAGGGACAGUCUCCGUGUUGGUUCGGUGUCCCCUUGGGAGGAUGGCCUCGAUCCGUCAGCCCCGGGAGGCGGGUGCACGGAGAGCAGAGGGGUCAGAGCCCUGCCGCUUCUUGGGGUGAACCUGAGGGUUUUGUCUUUACUUGCAAAUCUUCUGUGCUCCCACAUGGUCUCCCCCAGCCCCCCAACAUUUUCUUUCUGUGUCCUACAUGUCCACUUGAUUUGUAUUGAAUGUUUAUUUCUGAGCAUCAAAUGGUAUAUUUUUCCUAAAUUAAACAUACGUUAUAUUCCUAUAUGUUAGAUGAAUUCUUAGCAACAGUCUCAAUUAAUCCACCCUGGAAGUAGUUAAGUUUGAUGCUUUUCUGUGUCCCUCCAGCCUUGAUGUUUGCUGGGGUCUUACAAUCAGAGGGGGACGGGGCACUGCCUUGACUGGCCACCCCCUGCCACCCCUGCCACCCCAGCGCCCGGGCCACAGCCAGUGGGCAGGAUGCUGCCCGAGGCUAUUGCAAGGGGACGCAGCCAGCCACACAGACGCCAGCUGGCCCAGCGCCCCGUGGCUCCAUCGCUGGGGACGCAGGGACACCCCAUGUCAGGGGAGGUCCGGUCACAUCCAUGGGGGAGAGGCCAUACCCAACAAUAAUCUGUGCCCCCUCCCACGGUAGAUCUGUCUCGAGACUUACAGAUAACUGAGAAAUGAACCAAGAUAAAACUGUUGGAGGGUGUUUGAGUUGUUUCUCUGACUUUGUUGGGCAGAGCACGUCAGCGUGAACUGAAGGGAUUAAAAUCUAUGUUAGAUUGUCCAUCAACUGUGGUUUUUAACAGCUCAGUUGUGUAGUAGCACAUGGCAAAACGCAGUCAUCCAAAGUCAAUUGUAGGUGGCAGAGAAGAGCACGGUGCGGUGAAUCGGCCCCGCGGGGACUGCCAGGCUCUGGGACCAUGGGCGGCCGGCCGGCUCGUCCUGCUCUCGGCAGCCCUAGCUCACGGAUACCAGGACGCUCAUUGUUUUUAUUUUUUUAAUUACUAAAAUCAGUAGCUAAGAAAGGGUCCUUGAAGCCUCGUAACCUUAGCUGGACCUUUUAAAAAGAUAUUUCUAGCACAUAUUAUAGACGGAAAGAAGGAGAUAUUUAUUUAUACCUGUGAUGCCAAUUGUCAUUAAAAUGCUUUCCAUGGCUUGACAAGUCUGUAUGUCGUGGGGUGUUUCUUUUUCCAUUUGACGCCUGUU
Molecule: messenger RNA, 4607 nt
Organism: Ailuropoda melanoleuca (giant panda)
Lineage: Eukaryota; Metazoa; Chordata; Mammalia; Carnivora; Ursidae
Gene: TMEM132C
Product: transmembrane protein 132C
Exons: 10
Coding region: 1-3081 (1026 amino acids)
Source: RefSeq, a predicted model, not a curated record